AUGCAUAUUUCCUAUUUUAGUGAUACAUGGGGCCUCUCAGAAAUAUACAAGGCCGAAAGUCUGCGUCGAUCAUGUUAUGAGGAAUCCAGGCGGACAGUAGUUUCUUCGGCCUCCAACCCACUAAUCCAGUCUAGUCAUAAACACAAACUAAUUCCUCCUGACCGUCUCCUCUCUGAUGAAAAUUACACGUGUCGAAAUGAUGGAAUGCAUUUAAAAGAACAGGACGGUGAUCUAACUAUCAAGAGAGCUAAGUUGUCCUGGCUUGAUCCUACUGUUUAUCCUGCAGGCGAGAGUACAGUCAUCGAAUCAUCUGAUUUAAGUGGCGUACAAGAGCAUCAUAAUCAAGUUCAAAUGGUCCCUGCUUUUGCUGCCCGGCUCGAGAAUGAUGCACUCACCGAUCCUGGACAUAAAAAACAUGGGCUUCGACAAAUAUCAGGUCGAGUGGAUGAGAGAGAGAAGAGCAAGACUGAGGAUGAUGCUCACAACGAUAAAGAGGAUGGACUUAAAUCUGAGGCAAUUGUGCGUCCUACGGUGUUUCUGCGUCAUCUUUGGCCAGGACAAGGAAGCAGCCCAAAGAAUUUACUGUCGAUACAGUGCAAUCUCAAGGGCUGGCCAUUUCCAGUAUAUAAAACAGUAAGUCAGCCAGGCAGUGGAUAUUUAAAAUCUCGAUACUUCUGUCUGGAUAUGCUAUAUCACUUAAGUAGUAUUAUCAUUUAA
Messenger RNA from Protopolystoma xenopodis, 717 nucleotides. The record is from the annotation of a GenBank genome assembly. Lineage: Eukaryota; Metazoa; Platyhelminthes; Monogenea; Polystomatidea; Polystomatidae.